UUAAUAUAAGCCUAACUCUUUUUACAAGCUAUCUGAACAGCAUUAUGUUGUAUUUUAAAGCAAGCUAGAGAACAAAUAACAUGAAAGGAGCACAGGACGGCGGACGUGCAAGUUGACAGGCAAGAACAACAUGUACUUUUCAUAAUAUUGAAGUUAAAAGCAGGAGACCAACCACAAUGUCCACUAGUGUGCUGUGUGGUCGAGGCAGGUUGGUCCUAUAUAAGACCACUGGCCAUCAAGCAUUAGGUGCUCUCCGUGUCUGCAGAACCAGAACCUUCUCUGCUGCAAGCUCGGAUGAGCCUUACAUAGCUGUAUCACCCAGAGACUCAGGCCCCAGGACUGUGUGGCCUGAUGAGAACAUGGGACCAUUCGGACCUCAGGACCAGCGAUUUCAGUUACCGGGUAACGUUGGGUUUGACUGCCACCUGGAGGGCAUGGAGGACCAAAAGAAGACUCCAGUUCACAGGACGGUUCCUGAUGUACUGACGGCCCCAAGCUGCAUAGAGAGACACCAGUUCAUACUGGCCCAGUUUGUUAAUGAGUUCCAAGGAAACAUCGGUACUAUAGACACAAGAGUCCACAAAGCUGAGCAGUACUUUAAUCAGACGGACGCAGACUGCUCCAUAAAUUCCUGCCCUGAGCUGUUAAGGAAAGAUCUUGAGCUCAUGUUCCCCGCAGCGCCCACCACAUCCAUCACAGUUGUGACGGUCACACAGAGUAACAGUCAGAGGGAGGAGGCAGUAGACCAGGACAGAGACCAGCUGCUCCACAAAUUUGUAAGUGGAGCAAAGGAAAUGUGCUUCGCUCUGUGGACUGCAGGCUACUGGGCAGACUUUAUUGACCCAACAACAGGAGCACCUUUCUUUGCAUCUCCAUCAAGUCAAACCAAACUGCAGACAGAGGAGGAACUAAGAGAUUUGGGCUUCCACAUCGAAGUGUCAGGCUCCUGCACAGUUAUUCGCCACAUCCUGAGAGGAACGCCUUUGUUUGUGGGGACUGUUUUCACCAAUGCACCCACUCACAGUGCAGCUAUCGCAAGACUACAAGGACUUUCAAAUGUACUUGCUGAUGACGAAUAGGCUUUUCUAAAUAUUCCACAGAACUCAAUCUAAACAAGGCCUCUAUUUAUGGUUUGAAGAAGCUUGGAACGUAUAUAUGGUAUAUGGUAGUGUUGGCACAUGGUUGUAUCAGUGAAAGGUUGUGCAAAGUUUGUCUUACUGUAACAAGGACUGGACUGAGACUCUAAUGUAGACCUCCAUGCUGUGCCUGACUGACAGGAAACCAACCCAGCUUACCCUGCACUGCAUCCAGGGAGAAACACACACACACACACACACACACACACAAUGCAGUGGCAAGGGUUCUGACUACAAAUAAAAGACAUUUCAACAUGUAAUAUCUGCUGUUUGAAAAGUUGGUAGACAAUGUUAACACUUGAGGAUGACAUCACCUUGCUUUUAUUAACGAUAUUGGUUUUUAGAACCAUAGAUUUUUUUUAUUUUAAGAUUCAUUUUUGGGGCUUUUUCCCUUUAUUACAAGUGACA
Perca flavescens (yellow perch) is the source of this 1544-nucleotide messenger RNA. RefSeq names its product metabolism of cobalamin associated Da (gene mmadhca). Gene Ontology annotation, cellular component: mitochondrion. The record is from RefSeq and is a predicted model, not a curated record. Bases 177 to 1079 code for a protein of 300 amino acids. The transcript is spliced from 9 exons. Lineage: Eukaryota; Metazoa; Chordata; Actinopteri; Perciformes; Percidae. Gene Ontology annotation, biological process: cobalamin metabolic process.